AUGUACAUCACCCUCUACUACAUAGUCACCCGGCUCCCUGACUCCCUUCGCUCGGUCAAGGACCACUUCCUCUCUGUUUGCCCCACCACACUCACCGUUGACCUCCUCGAGGAGCGCCUCCUGGCAGCUGAGAAGAGUAUAGUCGCUGUAGGAGCCUCUCGUGGUGACCCUCGUGCCCCCUUCUUUGAGGGGUGCUCCCCCUCCCCCCUUUUUCCCUCUGUUGCCUCUGCUGCUACCGUCGACUUCGUUGGCAUCGAGUCGGUCGGCGCUGCGUCUGCCCCUUGCGGGAGACGCCACACCGGCAAGGGCAAGGGGGGCAAGGGCGCAGGAGGGGCUGGCGGGGGCGGUGGAGGUGGGGUGGAGGCGGCGGAGGGAGUGAGGGUGGCAGUGGGAGUGGUGGCGGGGGUGGGGGCUUCGGUGGCGGCGGUGGAGGCAGAGGCGGCGGCUGUGGUGGCGGUGGGAGCGAAGGAGGAGGCGGAGGCGGCGGUGGCGGAGGUGGCGGCGGCGGAGGUGGAGCUGGUCGGGGUGGCUCUGCGCAGCAGGGCGGCUUCGGUGGUGCGCGGUGGGGGUGCUGGUCCUUGUGCCUACGUCCUGCGUACCGGCGACCGCACUGGUGAGCCGUGCGGUGGCCCGCACACGACCCAGCGCUGCUUCGGCCGCUUGACGGACGCUUGGCGUCUCCAGUUCCCUGACGCCACUAAGAUCCCCCGCUGGGGCGAGCUGCUUAGGUUGGGGGUUGCUAUCUUUGAUCUAGAUUAUGAUGCCAUUCUUGCUGCCAUGUCUGUUGUGUCGACUAGUGAUGAGGGUGACUGUUACCUGUGUGUUCCGCCUGACCCGGGCAUUGAGGCUGCUGCUCUAGGUGCUGGUGAGGCUGCUGCUCUAGGUGCUAGAGCGUCUGCUGCCCCAGAUGCUGGUGAGUCUGCUCUCUCAGGCACCAUGUCAGCUCAGGCCUUACACACCUUCACCCUUGACUCGGGUGCUUCCCGCUCCUUCUUUCGAGAUCGCACCAUGCUUACGCCGCUCAGUCGGCCAGUUGCGGUCUCCCUGACGGACCCCUCUAGAGGUCCUGUCCUUACCCACUUCUCCACUAUCUUACCGUGCCCAACGGCCCCCUCUGGCACCCUGUCAGGUCUCUAA
Closterium sp. NIES-65 is the source of this 1137-nucleotide messenger RNA. The record is from the annotation of a GenBank genome assembly. Lineage: Eukaryota; Viridiplantae; Streptophyta; Zygnematophyceae; Desmidiales; Closteriaceae.